AGAGAGAGAAAAAUAUCUGUCACACCUUCCUUAAUUAAAUUCACGCCAUGCUCAAAGGGGAGAGGCCUCCCCUGUUUCUAUAAUUAGCGCUGAUUCGUUUCUCCUUUCAACACCUUCUCGAGUGAAUUCAGUUUACAUUUCCACCCAAUUUUGUUCUUCACUUUUUCCUUCUCGAGUGAAUUUCAAAACGACCCAGAUCAUGAAUUUUGCCCGCCAGGUGAAGGAGGAGUUUCCGGCGUCGAGUUCUCCCUUUUCCGGCGGAGUUCUGCCACCCACGGCGACGGCAGCUCCUCCUCAGCCGAUGGAGGGGCUUCACAAACCGGGUCCGCCGCCAUUUCUGACAAAGACAUAUGAAAUAAUCGAAGACGCAGCCACCGAUCAUAUUGUGUCUUGGAGCAGAGGCAACAAUAGCUUCGUCGUUUGGGAUCUUCAAUCCUUUUCCUUAACCCUUCUUCCCAAAUACUUCAAACACUGCAAUUUCUCAAGCUUCGUUAGACAACUGAAUACCUACGGAUUUAGAAAGGUGGAUCCAGACAAGUGGGAAUUCGCUCACGAAAGCUUCUUGCGAGGGCAGAGACGUCUUCUGAAGCUGAUUCGAAGGAGAAAAGCUCUGCAACCGAACGUUUCUCACCAAGCUCCAGACCCAUGUGUCGAGGUCGGACGAUUUGGGCUCGACGGCGAGGCCAACCGGCUGCAGCGUGAUAAACAGGUAUUAAUGGUGGAGGUAGUGAAGCUAAGACAACAGCAGCAAACCACGAAAACGUACCUCCGAACAAUGGAACGUUGGCUGGAAAAAACAGAGACAAAACAACAACUAAUGAUGAACUUCUUGGCAAAAGCAAUUCAAAACCCAGAUUUCAUCCAACACUUAAUCCAUCAAAAACACAAGCACAGAGAAUUAGAGGACGCCAUCAACGGGAAGCGAAGACACAUCGACCAAGGACAGCUGCCCGUCCGUGAACGACAGAUAGCCAUUGAUGAUCAAAUGAACCAAAAAGAUGAGAGUUUAGAGAAAGAUGAUGAUUUGGAUGAGAGGUUUUGGGAGAAUUUGUUGAACGAGGCUAAUGAAGGUGGUUAAACAAACUCCACUCAAUUUA
Messenger RNA from Cucurbita maxima (winter squash), 1097 nucleotides. Its product is annotated as heat stress transcription factor A-6b-like. The transcript is spliced from 2 exons. Gene Ontology annotation, biological process: regulation of transcription by RNA polymerase II. Gene Ontology annotation, cellular component: nucleus. NCBI's taxonomy places the organism in Eukaryota, Viridiplantae, Streptophyta, Magnoliopsida, Cucurbitales, Cucurbitaceae. The coding region runs from base 200 to 1078 and encodes 292 amino acids. The record is from RefSeq and is a predicted model, not a curated record. Gene Ontology annotation, molecular function: RNA polymerase II cis-regulatory region sequence-specific DNA binding; DNA-binding transcription factor activity.